AUGGCGGGCGCCUCCGACCCUCUGGAAGAUAUGCUGUUCUCCGAGGUGGACGAGAAAGCAGUUAGCGACCUAGUGGGCUCUUUGGAGUCGCAGCUUGUCGGCCAAAGCAAUCCUGCAGCUCCACAUUCGGAAAACAGGAGUGGUGGAUCAACAACUAAUGCAAAUCACCACUUGGGGAGAACGCUACCUGCCCAAGUGGGCACUUCAUCAGAGCAGCAACAACAAGGACAACAUAAAGCUGAGAUGAAUCGGGAGAACAACUCUAAAGAAAUUAGCUCAGAUAAAACUGUAAUAUCGUCUUCAGUGAGCGCCAUUGCGACCUUCGAGGAACCCUCCACCACUUCAGGGACUGUGGUGAGUGCUAGUACUAGCGGUUUGCAAUCACAUGGAUCAUCUAACAUCACAACACUGUCUGCAUCUGAUGGGGUAACUUUGCCAUCUCCGCUGGGCAGCAUCAACCCUGCUGACAGAGGUUCGGCUCCGACGCCAACUGAAGCAUCAACUGAAACCUCCACAAUAAAAAAAUACACUAUUUCAACACGAAGGAGUGCAGCCGCACAGAGUCUGAACGGCAACGGUGGAGCCGUACUGUCAAUGAAGUCGCCAACUACUGCUGCCUCUGGCUCUGUCUCGACGACAGCUAAUAACGCCGAUACCAUGGCUAGCAAUACAAGUGCCGCGAACAACACGACUUUAACGACGUCUCCCUCCAAUAUUUCUACAUCACAGCCCGCUAUCCCACUGGAUCGCGGGACUCCAACUAUUGCUCUGCACAGACUUCCGAGUCAUAUAGUCGCCAGCAUCGCGCAAAAUGGAAAUGGAACGACAGUGUCGGCGUUGGUCCAACAAGGCGCGCGAAUAGGACCGGUCAGUGCUGCAGCAACUCCACAAGUUAACCAUAGCAAAAGCACUGAUUCUGUUUUAGUGAAGUCGGAUUUACCCGUUCAGGCUAAAAACGUAAUUCAGACUCAGCCUGGCACUGUAAAUUCUGUGAUAAGUACGGUCCCAUCUCCCUCUGUCAACACGGUGACCAGCCAACAGCAGACUACAAACGCUGUACCUGCUGCUAGCAGUCCCGUUACUCUCACCGCCGUUGCAAAGCCCGCUGUCAGUGUGGUUGGGCAACAACCGACAACCACAACUGUUGGAAUGAUACGGCCUGCAGCUGUUUCAUCCGCUCCAGCCGUAGCAACUUCUACUCAGCCACAACUUCGCCCAGGACUCGCUGCUCCUCAGAGAAUCGUGGGACCUCAGCUGAUUGUCAGACCGCCUCAGCAACAAACUACCAUCCAGCUACCACCAGGGUUCACCAUCCCUCAAGGCAUGGUUCUGGUGAGGACAGAGAUGGGCCAGCUGGUGAUGGUGCCCCAGCAGGCUCUGGCGCAGGCCCAGGCCCAAGCCCAAGCCCAAGCCCAAGCCCAGGCCCAGAGCAGCAUCUCCCCCCGGCCGGCCGCGCCCACCACAGGGGCCACCUUCAGAGUCACCACGCCCCAGUCUCCUGUGACCACUCAAGCCAUCCGUCCAGGCCCUGCUGUCCAGGCCAAGAAGGCCCCGGCGGUGGUGGCGGUGACGGCUCCAGCUCCACCGCUGCAGCCUCAGCCUCAGCAGCAGCUCCCCGCGGCAGGACUGCCCCCCCAGGCCACCGGCGCCCAGCCCGCCCCCCCCAGCAUCACGCCGGCCGCGGCCGCCGCCCCCCCUCCUGCCCCCGGGGUCUCUGUCGUCUCGCAGGAGAUGCAGGAGAACGUGAAGAAGUGCAAGAACUUCCUGGCCACGCUCAUCAAGCUGGCAUCCCAUAAUUCCCCCUCCCCGGAGACAUCUCGCAACGUUAAGGCACUGGUCCAGGACCUGCUGGAUGCUAAGAUUGAGCCGGAGGAGUUCACCAGCAGGUUACAGACAGAACUCAAGUCGUCGCCCCAGCCCUAUCUGGUCCCGUUCCUCAAGAAAAGUCUCCCGGCGCUGCGGCUCUCAUUGCUCAACAGCCAGCAGUCUCUGACCCAUCCCCCGGGCGUGGUCAAACCCGGCGCCACCGCCAGCCCGGUCCCGCUCACGGCCACGGUGGUGCCAGCUGUCCGCGCGCGCCAGCCCAACACCCCGCUGCCCGCUGGUGCCCACUCAGCUGCGCUGGGUAUCAAACGCGUGGGCGGUCCUGGGGCCCAGGUGCGAAUGCCCAUGGUGAUCACUCAGGCAGUUCGAGCGCCAGGCGUGGCCGGGAAGGGACCAGUCAGCCAGACGGGGAAAAGUCCCCAGGGCUUCACAGCGCAGCUCCCUGGGAACCAGAAAAACAAGCUCAACGACCCCGGAGGCGGAUCUUUCAGGGACGAUGACGACAUCAAUGACGUGGCCUCCAUGGCCGGGGUGAACCUGAAUGAGGAGAGUGCCCGUAUCCUAGCAACGAACUCGGACCUGGUGGGCACGCAGAUUCGCUCGUGUAAGGACGAGGCCUUCCUGCCCACAGGCCUCCUGCACAGACGCAUUUUAGACACGGCAAAGAGGUUUGGGGUGACGGAAGUGCCCCUGGAAGCGGUCAACUUUAUCGCCCACGCCACACAGACACGCCUUCGAACCGUGCUGGAGAAGGUGUCCGCCAUCGCCCAGCACCGCAUGGACACUUGCAAAGAUGAUGAGUGGUAUGAGCAGUCGACAGACGUACGGUCACAGCUGAAGUUUUUCGAGCAGCUUGAGAGGAUUGAGAAGCAGAGGAAGGAUGAGCAGGAGAGAGAGAUUCUCCUGAAAGCAGCCAAAAGUCGCUCGAGGCAAGAGGACCCAGAGCAGGCUCGGCUGAAGCAGAAAGCUAAGGAGAUGCAGCAGCAGGAGCUGGCCCAGAUGCGACAGCGGGACGCCAACCUGACCGCGCUGGCCGCCAUCGGCCCCCGCAAGAAGCGCAAGAUGGACUCGCCGGGGGCGUCAUCGUCAGGGCCCGAGGUGUCGGGAAGUUCUGUGGGAUCGCCGGCUGCCUCGUCAUCGGCCUCCUCCUCGUCUCGGCAAUACGCCCGACAACGGAUCACCCGCGUCAACCUCAGGGACUUCAUCUACUACAUGGAGCAGGAGCGAGAGAUGGCACGCUCCCUCCUGCUGUAUAGAGCGCUGCUCAAGUAGCACACACACACACACACACACACACACACACACACACACACACUCGUACCUCAUGUAUGAACACAGUUUCAAUCAUACAUGUUCUUUCAUGCAUAUGUAUAUAUAUAUGUAUGUAUGUAUUUAUGUAUGCAUACCCAUGCUCUAUUAUUCACACACACAAACACACACACACACACACACACACACACACACACACACACACACACAGCACCGGCCCUUCCAGCGCUCUCCAGCUCUCCUGCGACGUGCCUUCAGACCGGGUCUAGUGCUUGAGCUCAGUGUCUCCACUCUUCGUAAUGUUUAUCGUAGCUUUUGUUUCCUUAGGAAAAAAAAAAGACUUUUAAAAAAAAAAAAAAACCUACAAAAAUAAGAGACAAAAAAAUGUGUUGUACGUGUUAUUGCUGUUUUUGCGACAUGCUGAAAAGAAUUAAUGUGUAUUUAGGACAUUGGUUAUAAGGCCAUGCAAACUCUUGAUUUUAGUCAGGAUUGAGGCUGUGUAAAAGUUGAGUGUGUGUGUGUGUGUGUGUGUGUGUGUGUGUGUGUGUGUGUGUGUGUGUGUAUAUGCCAUGU
Messenger RNA from Alosa alosa (allis shad), 3666 nucleotides. RefSeq names its product transcription initiation factor TFIID subunit 4-like. Gene Ontology annotation, biological process: transcription initiation at RNA polymerase II promoter; DNA-templated transcription. The record is from RefSeq and is a predicted model, not a curated record. Gene Ontology annotation, cellular component: transcription factor TFIID complex. NCBI's taxonomy places the organism in Eukaryota, Metazoa, Chordata, Actinopteri, Clupeiformes, Clupeidae. Gene Ontology annotation, molecular function: protein heterodimerization activity; RNA polymerase II general transcription initiation factor activity; DNA binding. Bases 1 to 3096 code for a protein of 1031 amino acids. The transcript is spliced from 16 exons.